AGUGCUGUACGACGUGGUUGCCGGCGUGCUGUACGUGAUCUACCUGUGUCUGUUCAUGUACCUGCCCCUCCAGUCCCUGCUGUACUAUGACCUCCCCACGGCCUCCUCCUUCAUCGUCCUCUGUCCGCAUGUUCAUGAAGACCUGGGCAUUUGUGCGGAGUAAUUCAGGGCGGGCGCGAAGCUACAAGAAGAAUGACGACACCUCAAGUAAUGGCCAAAACACCUCGAUCCUCUGCCCAGACUUCUCCCACUACCUCUACUUCCUCUUCGCCCCCACGCUGGUCUACAGGGACGAGUAUCCGAGGAACGAGAGCUGUGACUGGCAGAAGGUGUUGAACGACUUGGGUCAGGUCGUUGGCUGCCUCUUCUAUAUUCACUUCCUCUUCGUGCGGUUCUGUGUCCCGGUCUUCCAGAGGUUUGGCCGGGAGUCCUUCAAUGGGACUACGCUGCUGGUGGGGAUGUUCUCCUGCAUGUUUCCGGGCUCACUUGUGCUCCUCUGCAGCUUCUUCGCCAUCCUGCACGCCUGGCUCAACGCCUUCGCAGAGAUGAUGAGGUUCGCCGACCGCAUGUUCUAUAAGGACUGGUGGAACUCGACCUCCUACGCACGCUUCUACCGGACGUGGAACUGUGUGGUGCAUGACUGGCUCUACGAGUAUGUGUACCGUGAUAUUGUCAACUGGCAGAGGCGUCAAGGCGAGGGCUGCAUCCGCCUGCGCUGCCUCCCCAUGCUGGUGGUGUUUUUCAUCUCCUCGGUGGUGCAUGAGUACAUCCUCGCCUUCGCCUUCAGGUUCUUCUACCCCGUCCUGCUGGUCAUGUUCGGGGGAUUUGGCGUGGCCUUCAUGUUCGUCAACACCAAGGCGCGCAAGUUCAACAUCUUCCUGUGGGUGACGCUGAUCCUGGGCACGGGCAUCCUCAUGUGUCUGUACAGCAUGGAGUGGUACGCGCGCAUCAACUGUCCGCCGACCUACGAUGGCUUCUUGGACUACGUUGUUCCUCGGAGUCUCAACUGUGAAUUCUCGUCCAACUGAACCUUAAUAAAUAGUCUGCCAGCGGUCCAUUUGGCUGAGUCUAUGGCCUGGAUUCUCACAUGCUCUUGGCUCUCACAACAACCAUUUCCAAGGCCACAAAGGAGAUUAGUCGAGUUCUCAUGAGUGUUACUACAUGUUAAUGGUGCAGAAACCUUGCCAGACUAUCACUAGGCUCGUAACACUACCUAUGGAAAUACUAACACAACCUCUACCAAAGCCUUAUACCUCAAAAUGUUGGAGAAUAUGGGCAUAAGUGUCACCCCUCCACAACAUGUCCUCAGCCUGUUCAGAGCUUGUCCACAUCCCUGCCAGCAUAGUGCCUUUAUCAGUGCCAGACCUCACAAUUUGGCACCACAGCCUUCAGGAAUAUGUGCAAAGCCUCUGCCCUUAUCUCCCUUGGCACCCUUCCCAGCAGCCUUGGCACUCUUCACAGCAGCCUUGGCACCCUCACAGCCUGUCCACAGCCUUGCCAGUGCCAGGAACAAACAACACAGAUUUAAAGACACAGUAUAGUGCAAAGUUAAAAAGAUUUAUUCUUUGAAACAGAUCAAUUUCUCAUGUGCUUCGAGAGGUGGAAAACUCCCCCACAACACGAAACGUUCCUGUUGACUAGUCUGACUCGUGCCAAAUGAAUAACGUUCCUAUGCACAUCUGCCUUAACAAGAGGGACCAUGGUGUGCUUGUGUAGCUGUAGAAUAGGAGCAUGUGGCCAGUAUGUCCUAGGUAUGGUCAGGCCCUUGAAGAAGUACUUAGAGCCUCAAAAAACUCUAUUGUAUCAGCAUCUCUCUUUCAGCCACCUCAUCAGCAUCUCUCUUUCGGCCACCUCUUUGGAUU
Eriocheir sinensis (Chinese mitten crab) is the source of this 1862-nucleotide messenger RNA. RefSeq names its product sterol O-acyltransferase 1-like. The record is from RefSeq and is a predicted model, not a curated record. NCBI's taxonomy places the organism in Eukaryota, Metazoa, Arthropoda, Malacostraca, Decapoda, Varunidae. The coding region runs from base 87 to 1028 and encodes 313 amino acids. Gene Ontology annotation, biological process: cholesterol metabolic process. The transcript is spliced from 8 exons. Gene Ontology annotation, cellular component: endoplasmic reticulum membrane.